GGUCAGGAUGCAUGCGUCUCCCAGUGCUGCUUGAGAUGAGGAUAAGACGACGACGGUGAAAAGGCGACGUGCUCGUUACCUUCCAUCAAACCUCCUCGCUGCAGAUCUGAACGCUGAACUGAUCAAUUAUCGGCGGCUAACUCGCCCGUCACUCACAGGGGGGAUUCAGGCUUUGGCCACACUGUCUGUCUGCCGUCAACUGUUGCUUAUUUCCUCUGUAAAUGAAUCUUGUAAGGUAUAUGAACAAUCGUGUUCCUCCUAACAAGAGAUACCAGCCCACCGAAUAUGAGCAUGCUGCCAAUUGUGCCACGCAUGCGUUAUGGAUAAUCCCCAGCCUGCUGGGAAGCUCAGUGUUGCACUUCCAGUCAGAGGACCAAUGGGAGCGGCUGUCAGCCUGGGUGUAUGGGGCGGGGCUCAGCUCGCUCUUCAUCAUCUCCACCCUCUUCCACACUGUGGCCUGGAAGAAGAGCCACCUACGGUCUGUGGAGCAGUGUUUUCACAUGUGUGACAGGAUGGUGAUCUAUUUCUUCAUCGCUGCCUCCUACGCCCCUUGGCUAAACCUGCGAGAGCUGGGUCCCUGGGCGUGUCACAUGCGCUGGUUAGUUUGGGUCAUGGCGUCUUUUGGAACCACCUACGUGUUCUUCUUCCAUGAGAGGUAUAAGCUCAUGGAGUUGAUCUGCUACACAGUGAUGGGAGUUUUUCCUGCCCUGGUCAUCCUCUCAAUGCCGGAGCAGUCCGGGUUGUGUGAGCUGCUGGUCGGCGGGGCCUGCUACUGUUUGGGGAUAGUCUUCUUCAAAAGUGACGGCAUUGUCCCAUUUGCUCAUGCUAUUUGGCACAUGUUUGUAGCUAUGGGAGCGGCCAUACAUUACUACGCCAUCUGGAAGUACCUCUACGCCCAGCCACCCAACCACCAGGUCCACACCUCCAGAUGACAUCAGCAGUGACCUCACAGGAAGUAACUCCUGUGUUUGAGCGGAUUCGAGGAGAUGAUCCUAGCUGUGUCCACAUUCAGGGGCUGCCUCAUCUUGAAGGUGGGGGGUGGAGGGGUAAACGUGCACUUUUUAGCUUGACAGAAACCAAAACUAAUGGUGCAUUCAGGUCCCUCUCAUCAGUUCGAAAUGUCAAACAUUUCCAUGUUUAUCACCAAAAAGUUGCCUUCAAGCAGCCAGUGAAUGAAUGGGUAAAACGGGUCAGACAGCAGUGUACCAGGGUAAUGAAAAUUAUCACUUUAUUUUAUCUGUAGUACUUUGUAUUUACAGUCAUAUCCAGACUGCUAACAAAAGCACACAUAUGACUGGUUUAUUAUGAAUGCAGUAAUAAUUCAGAAUUUAAAUUUUGGGUUCUAAAUUGCUGCGUAUGUCACAACUGUGAUAGCUACAGAAGUUUUAUUUUCAUCUUGACUAAAGAGAGCUGCAUGUUAUCUCUCUCUUAUAUAUGGUUAGUGUUACCCCGUGUGCGCAAGAUCUAAGCUAUAAAUCCAAGUUAAAUCUUUUUCAUCGUCUUCACACUACUACUGUUCUAAAAAUAGCACCUUUUGAAAGCAAUUUAAACUACUUUACUUUUUCUUCGAGGAUAAAAUAAAAUCACAUCAAUGUGCUGAAAUAGCAUAAAAUACCGUAAUGCAAUACAGCACAGUGUGAAACACAAAGAAAAACUUUAAGCCCUGUUUUAAGACAACAGUUACUUCAUGCAGGUCUUGGGAUUUUGCUUUGUGUUGCAGGUGCUUCUCCUUGUUUAGCUUUGAAUCUGGGACAGGAAGUACAGCUGCCCUAGAUAAUGACUGAUGGAGUCAAAGAUGUGAGACCUUAAUGUGACAGCUUUGAUUCAGUCUGAGAGGCAAAGCCCAGGGUGGAAAGUAUUCAUAAAACACUUCCCCGCUUCUUGGAAAACUCAGAAAGAAAACUCAUGUGUCUGUAUCAGUAUUUUAUUCAUUCAAAUCUUCUGCCGUCUGGAUUUUAGACAGGAAGUUAAUCAACCCUUUUUAAUUUAAUUCUUACUAACUGAUGACCAACUGAAUCCAAUUACCUCCAGUGAUGCAAUACCUCCUGACGUUCUGAGCUGAGAGGGCAAUCGAAUGCACCGUUUAGCGGUUAAUUAUCACGUUUGGUAUACAUGAAGGAUAAAUAUGAUGAAUCUGAACUUCAAGCCUGGCAGCUCCUGAACUGGGACACCCCCCCAACCUCAGAUCAUUUUAGUUUUACACUUCUAACAGUAUUUUGCAGGAAUUUGGUUUCAGGGGUUAAUUAAUAUUCUCGGAGAUUUCUCUCUGUGCCGUGCGCGCCCAGAUUUAGUGUGCAGAAGCGGAAUUGAGGGCAUUGUCUAUUUGUCAAGAGGAAGAUCACUUUUAAAAUUGGCUUGUGAGAUGAAUUUUAAUGUUUUUAGUUUGAUUACACUAAGCAGGCUGCAACAUCAGUAAUUUACUAUUCCCAAUUCAGAGCUCUAGAUAGUAUUAUUACUGCUAUUGUUAUUAGUUGUGCUAUCUACACCAUAGUACUCUGUAUGAUUUUAACAAUAGUUGCUUAAGUCGGUGACUUCCUGUGAAGUUUUUUAAACAUGAUCGUAGAUUUUUUUUAAAAAAAUCUUUAAGUUAAACACUCAGAUAUUUGUAGUUUUAGUCUUGGAGACUUUACUCGUGUGCUUCCACAUAUACCAGGCUCCACACUUUCGAUUUAUGAGCAUAAACACUGAAUUCUAAUAGUUUACUGUUGUCGAUUAGGUUUAGUACAUGAAGAUACAGUAUUUAUCAGAGACAUACAGU
Molecule: messenger RNA, 2758 nt
Organism: Oreochromis aureus
Lineage: Eukaryota; Metazoa; Chordata; Actinopteri; Cichliformes; Cichlidae
Product: monocyte to macrophage differentiation factor 2-like
Exons: 7
Coding region: 222-932 (236 amino acids)
Cellular component (GO): membrane
Molecular function (GO): pore-forming activity
Source: RefSeq, a predicted model, not a curated record